Pistacia vera is the source of this 1532-nucleotide messenger RNA. RefSeq names its product lysine histidine transporter-like 6. The record is from RefSeq and is a predicted model, not a curated record. The coding region runs from base 31 to 1347 and encodes 438 amino acids. The transcript has 8 exons. Lineage: Eukaryota; Viridiplantae; Streptophyta; Magnoliopsida; Sapindales; Anacardiaceae. Gene Ontology annotation, cellular component: plasma membrane.
UGUCUGUUUCUUUGCCUUUGCCUGGAAAAUAUGGUUUCAGCUUCUCUAACUCCAAAGGAAGUUGAGUCCAACGAAAAGUGGACGCAAGGAGAGCCAUCUCGCCACGCCAGAUGGUGGUACUCAACUUUUCACUGUGUCACUGCCAUGAUAGGUGCGGGCGUUCUCAGUCUGCCCUAUGCCAUGGCUUAUUUAGGAUGGGGUCCAGGAACAAUGGUGUUGGCAAUAUCUUGGUUCAUGACGUUGAACACAAUGUGGCAAAUGAUACAACUGCAUGAAUGUGUUCCUGGGACACGCUUUGAUCGGUAUAUUGAUCUGGGUAGACAUGCUUUUGGACCAAAACUAGGGCCAUGGAUUGUGCUUCCUCAGCAGCUGAUAGUUCAAGUUGGGUGUGAUAUUGUUUACAUGGUGACUGGAGGCAAGUGUCUUAAGAAAUUCGUGGAAAUGGUCUGCAACAAUUGCACACCAAUUAGGCAGUCCUAUUGGAUUGUCAUAUUUGGUUCUCUCCAUUUUUUCCUCUCUCAGCUUCCCAAUUUCAAUUCUGUCGCUGGUGUUUCAUUAGCCGCAGCUGUCAUGUCACUAAGUUAUUCAACAAUAGCGUGGGUGGGUAGUUUGGCUCAUGGUAGAGUUGACAACGUUAGCUACGCCUACGCAUAUCAAAGCACAAGCUCAGUCGAUUACAUGUUUCGAGUGUUCAAUGCACUGGGACAAAUAUCAUUUGCGUUUGCGGGACAUGCAGUGGUGCUUGAAAUUCAGGCCACAAUGCCAUCAACUCCUGAUAAACCUUCAAGAAUACCCAUGUGGAAAGGAGCAGUCGGUGCCUAUUUUGUUAAUGCAAUCUGUUAUUUCCCGGUAGCCCUUAUAGGCUACUGGGCGUUUGGGCAAGAGGUUGAAGAUAAUGUGCUAAUGAACCUUAAAAGACCAGAGUGGCUUAUCGCUGCUGCAAACCUAAUGGUGGUCGUCCAUGUCAUUGGCAGCUAUCAGGUUUUCGCUAUGCCUGUUUUCGACAUGCUGGAGAGGAUGAUGAUGAAAAAACUGAACUUUCCACCAGGACUUUUACUUAGAAUCGUUGCUCGAUCUGCUUACGUAGCGAUUACGCUAUUUGUUGGAGUGACCUUUCCAUUCUUCGGAGAUCUUCUGGGUUUCUUUGGGGGAUUUGGUUUUGCUCCCACUUCAUAUUUCCUGCCUAGCAUCAUGUGGCUGGUAAUCAAGAAACCAAAAAGAUUCAGCACCAAAUGGUUCAUCAAUUGGGCCAGCAUAGUGGUUGGAGUGUUCAUAAUGUUGGCAUCAACAAUUGGAGGGUUUCGAAAUAUUGUCACAGAUGCUUCCACUUAUGAUUUCUAUACAUAAGUUGAUUAAUAAAUAUUUUGUACUUGUAGUUCUACAUUGUUUUCCUAUGUCCAGUCUACGUUUGAAGAAUCAAAUAUUAUUAUCCAAAGCAAGCCCAAUGUUUUCCACCUCGCUUUUGGCUUGUAAAUCAGUUUAUGUCAAACUCAGUCAAUGCACAUUCUUAAUCAACUGUUAAAAUAUUACUA